Vigna angularis (adzuki bean) is the source of this 2205-nucleotide messenger RNA. RefSeq names its product homeobox-DDT domain protein RLT1. Gene Ontology annotation, molecular function: DNA binding. NCBI's taxonomy places the organism in Eukaryota, Viridiplantae, Streptophyta, Magnoliopsida, Fabales, Fabaceae. The record is from RefSeq and is a predicted model, not a curated record. The coding region runs from base 344 to 1918 and encodes 524 amino acids. The transcript has 8 exons.
CUCUGUUCAAUCAGAAAGUUAAAAAAAGAAAAUGUAAAAGCUGAUUGGAGGAAGAAACAAAUGAAAUAAGCAGAGAGAGAAAGGGAAAUUGUUCUGCUGUCUCUAUUGGCUUUCAACUUUCCCCAGAAGUUACUUUCUCUCUCUUUCUUUUUCUUUUUUUUUUCCGUGAGAUGAAUUAAGGGUCAGGUUGAAUGAAUCACAAACACCCACUUAAUACUUUUGCAUUUUCUUUUGGUUUCUGUCAAAUGGGUCUCAUUUUCCUGAGAACCCAGUGAAAAAGUUUGCACCUUUGACUCCAAAACUUGUCAGAGAAGAGGGAGAUUCAUCACAAUUCCUCACAACCAUGGAAGAAACAACCGAGAUGCAAUCAGAAGAAAAUAAAUUGUCAAUGGAGAAAAAUAAGAAAAGAAGGCUCAAAACACCUGCGCAGCUUACAGCAUUGGAAAGUUUUUAUAAUGAUCACAAAUAUCCCACGGAGGAAAUGAAAUCAGAACUUGCUGAAGAGUUAGAAUUGACAGAAAAGCAAAUAUCUGGAUGGUUUUGCCACAGAAGAUUGAAAGAUAAAAAGUUGUUGAAUGAUGAAGUAGGUGCCAAUGGACGACAAGAUCGUUCAAGUGGUGUUAUCCAGGACAGAGGCAGUGGUCUAGUGCAGGAUUCAUGCGGAAGCACUAAACAUGGUGAUUAUAGGUAUCUUGAUCCCAAAGAGGUUGAGAGUCAUGGCCUCUAUAACCAUGAAUUUUCGGCUGCAGAUAUGACCUAUGCACACAGAAACCAUCAUUAUGCAGAAAAUGAUAGUGCAACUGAUAACACGUCAUCUGAGAGUUGCUCAUCUUUGCAAGAUCGAUUGCUUCCUCAAGGACAGGAUCAAUAUGACAUGGAGCCUUCUAGUCAUUUGAUGCCUAAUGGGUCUCUUCCGCCGCUAAAUCCUAAGGGUGCAAAUAACAUGGGGUAUAAACCAUCAGGGUAUUUAAAAGUGAAGGGAGAGAUAGAACAUGUUUCUAUUAGUGCUGUCAAAAAGCAAUUAGGAAAUCAUUUUCAGGAAGAUGGACCAUUACUUAGUGUUGAAUUUGAUACAAUUCCUCCAGGGGCAUUUGAAGGACAAAUUGCAGAUCUAGCUAAUGAAGGGUACUAUGCUGCAAAUCCUGCUCUUCCAAAUUCACCAGAAGUCUCUGCUGGGAAAAAGCAAUCCAGUAGCUCAAGAUAUGAUUCAUAUUUUACCAAAUUAAGGUCCCAAGAUUCACAUAUGGUUGGAGGUGACUUUGGCUCUUUGCAUGGUCCUGAUUUCCAGGAUAAGAAACCCCACAAGCAGAUAAAUCAAAGAGCAAGUUUUCACAGUUUUACCAAUCAUUUGCCUCACAAUAACUCUUCCCUGGAUUUGUAUGUAGACUCUACUGGGGAAGCAUCUGCUUAUAAUGGUGGUAAAAACCGUAGGAUGGGUACUAAGCAUGGUUUUGAGGGGAUGAGGUCAGACUCGGCUUCCUACCCCAGUGACCACUAUGAAGAAAAUGCCGUUGCAGUUAAGCAGAUAGAUUCGCUGUUAGAUCUCUACAAUAACAUCAAUCUGAAGAAUGUACAAAAGAAUGAAUAUGUAAAAUCUAAGCCUUCAAAUUCAAUACAUAAGUCUCAAAUUUACUUGAAUGCUGAAGAAAAAGGGCUUACAAAAAGGAUGGCCAAUGAAGAGAAGUUUAAUGACGAGAGAAAGUUAAGAAAACAAUAUCAUGUUCCAGAUGGAAUUAGGGUGCUUUCAAAUGAAAAAAUGGUUGCAAAGCGAGCUAAAGUUGACCCAUUUGAAUCAUAUGAUGUUAAACAAACACCUCUUUCUGACCUGGAACCAAGAAAAGUUCAAAGGUCUGCAGCAGAGAUGCCAUCUAGAUUUAGUGAGGAUGAAACUGCUGAAACCAGUUCCUCGGUGGAUUAAGACUUGUGGACAGAUAUGAUAUUUGCAGGGUUUCUCUGAGGCACUGGUUUUGUACAGUGUAGAAAGAGAGGUCCAUUUUGCACAGUAACAUCUAGAAAGACACUAACAUCACUAACUUGAUUUGCUGUUGUGCUUACCUAGUAGCUUCUGUAAGAACACAAAUCCUCCCACUACCCCUUUUUCUUAAAAUUUUGGAUGUAAAUCUCAUUUUCAUGCAGCUGUUUGUGUUGGGUAGGAAGGAUCCAAAUGCAAUUUAUAAUUAUACAUAACUUCCUUUCUUAUUGGUU